This is a messenger RNA of Sesamum indicum (sesame), 1527 nucleotides long. Its product is annotated as WD repeat-containing protein 55. The record is from RefSeq and is a predicted model, not a curated record. Gene Ontology annotation, molecular function: protein binding. NCBI's taxonomy places the organism in Eukaryota, Viridiplantae, Streptophyta, Magnoliopsida, Lamiales, Pedaliaceae.
AUGGAGAUUGAUUUGGGAAAACUUCCAUUCGACCUCGAUUUUCAUCCUUCUAAUAACCUCGUUGCCGCAGGUCUCAUCACCGGCCAAUUCCUUCUAUAUCGUUAUGCGGCUGAAUCCACGCCACAGAGGCUGCUGGAAGUGAAUGCUCAUACUGAGUCAUGCAGAGCUCUCCGUUUCGUCAAUGAAGGGCGUGCUGUGGUUACGGGAUCUCCAGAUUGUUCCAUUCUUGCCACAGAUAUUGAAACUGGUACAACAGUUGUACGUCUAGAGAAUUCUCAUGAAGCUGCUGUAAAUAGAAUUGUUAACUUGACAGAAUCUACCAUUGCUUCUGGAGAUGAUGAAGGCUGUAUCAAGGUGUGGGAUACCCGUCAGCGUUCUUGCUGUAACUCUUUCAAUGUUCAUGAAGAAUACAUUUCAGAUAUGACAUUUGCCUCAGAUUCCAUGAAGUUGAUCGGAACAAGUGGGGAUGGUACUCUAUCUGUUUGCAAUUUAAGAAGCAACAAGGUGCAAACACGAUCAGAGUUCUCUGAGGAUGAACUGCUUUCGGUUGUUAUUAUGAAGAAUGGUAGAAAGGUUAUAUGUGGAACGCAGACUGGAACUCUAUUGUUGUACUCGUGGGGAUUUUUUAAAGAUUGCAGUGAUCGUUUUGUUGAUUUCUCUCCUAAUUCAGUUGAUGCCUUGCUAAAGCUGGAUGAAGAUAGAGUGAUCACUGGUUCUGAGAAUGGCAUAAUCAGCUUGGUAGGUAUAUUGCCCAACAGAAUAAUUCAGCCAAUUGCUGAGCAUUCAGAAUAUCCAGUGGAACGUCUUGCUUUUUCUCACGAUAGGAAGUUCCUUGGCAGCAUAUCACAUGAUCAGACAUUGAAGCUAUGGGAUCUAGAGGAGUUGCUUCAAGUGUCUGGAAGUACUAUGUCAAAUCAUUCUGCUUUGUCGGACAGCGACAGUGAUGGGAUGGAUGUUGAUGAUAGUACUACAAAACCUUCUAAAGGGACCAAGAAGAAAAAUACGAGCAAGGGGCAAAACUUUAGCAGUUCAAAUAACUUCUUUGCUGAUCUAGAUUAAAUGGUGGCUACGCACUUGGAUGUAUACAGGCAAGACUGCUGGUUCCAUAAUGCUCCGUUCUGGAAUUAGGGUCAGCUGCAAGUAGGAUGUUUGAAGAAGUCCAAUGUCAACGACAAAUCGCUAUAGGUCUUGCAGCUGAGAAUUACUGGUGAAAAUCGAGAAAUUUUUGGUUUUUUUCCAGUGCCAAUGGCUAAUGUGAUAUAAUGCAUGCCUUUGGAUUUUGUAUUGGGCAUCAAGAUUAAGAUAUCUGUCAUUGAAUUAGUUUGCUACAGAUGGAGUGGUACAUCCAUAAACCUAUAUUAGGGGGAAAAGAAACAACGAAUAAAUUGACUCAUUCUAAUUUUGAAAUCUGCAGAGAUUCCAUUAAGAUCGGAUAGUUGGCAUAGAUAUAGAUUAAUGUUUGAAAAUUGAAUAUUUUAUGUACGUCUGAAUUCUGAUGUAGUGAUCUCCUUUGCUUUUUUUCUUUUG